AGUGUGCACAAGUUUUGCUUUGAAAGAGCAAAUAUUAAUUAACAACUGACAAUACUAACCAAAAAAUAUGUACUACGUGUACUCAUUAAGAAAUCUACCAGCAGUCUGUUGAAAACAGCCAGAAUAUGUGAUUUAAACAUAAGACCCGCCUCUGAUUAGCCAAAUAGCCAAAUAUAGAUUUUAAUUUUGGGAUUGGCCAAUCAGAUUUCAAGGAGGGCCCAUGCCACCCCUGGUCACCCCCUUUAACACGCCCCUGUCUACAUGGGAAGUAAACUAAUGAGUUUAAUGGGUUCUCCACCUUUUUAUAAAAACAACAUAUUCAUCUACUUAGAAAUGAUGUUGACUUAAACCAGCUAAGUGUGCAUGAGACUACAAAACAGCUGUAUUUGUUGAUGUUUCACGAAUUCAUCACUCUUGCAGUCAACUGGACCAUUGAGAGAGAGGUGGCUCAGUAUGAAGCAAGAGAACUGCCGGGUUUCAUCAACUACAAGACCUUUGAGGACAUGGUCAAAGAGCAGAUCAAACUGCUGGAGGGGCCUGCAGUCCAGAAACUCAAAGAAGUGUCAGAAAUUGUGAAGAAAGAUCUGCAUAAGGUGGCAGAGGACAGCUUUGUUGGAUUUUCUAACCUCACCAAUAUAGCCAAGAGUAACAUUGACUCCAUCAGACAGGAGAAGGAGGUUGAAGCCGAGGCCAUGCUGAGGGCUCAGUUUAAAAUGGAGGCAAGCGUUUACGCUCAGGACACCACAUACAGCAAGAAGCUCGGGAAGAGGAAGAGGGAGGAAGAGCAGGCCUACGCAUCUCCUUUAUGUGUGUUAAAAAGCACAAGCACAGGGGGCGGAGCCACCCUGAAAGAGAUGAUCAGACACAUUCAAUCCUACUAUCAAAUUGCCGGCCAGCGUCUGGCUGAACAGAUCCCCCUGGUGAUCCGCUACCAGAUGCUGCAGCAGACUGCCAUCCAGCUGCAAGACGAGAUGCUGCAGAUGCUUCAGAACAGGCGGAUAACCGAGACCAUGCUUCAAGAAGACCCGCACAUAAAAUCUAAGAGAAUCGACCUUCAGAACCGCCUCAAGCGCCUGUCAAAGGCUCGCUUUCUGUUAACUAAUUAUAUCAUGAACAUAUAAAAUUUCAAAGCAAAAGCAGUGAAACAACAAGAUAGUGCCAUGAAUGGUAGUCCUGUUGGUCCACUGAUCCUUCAUCUGCAAUCAGGUGCAGAGAAACAAGGUGUUGGCCCAGUCAAACACCGAAAAUCAGGAAAACAUCAGCCCAAUGUGCGUUCCGAGGUCAAAAUGGUGUUUUUAUCAGCUGGUUUACCAACUUAACACACAGGUAUGCAAAUCACUCGAGCUUCUGCUAUAUCAGUCCAAAAUCAUCAUUGUCUCCAAAAAAGGAUAAUUAUUUGUCAGCUUAGAAUUGUUUUUAGCUUUGUCUAUUUAUGUGUUAGUACUUUCAAGUUGGGGGAAAAAAUUAGUAAUUUUCUUAUGGCCAAAGAUACAAAUUCUGACUGUAGACUGUAGUGCAUGCCAAAUUUGAACUUUAAGGACCAGUCUUAUUCACAUACCUUAUUUUCUUUGCAGUUUUUACUCUUGACAUUAUUAUUUAUUGAUUUUAUUUGAAGUCUAUUCAAAUGACGGAGUCGUUUUAAAUUGUUAGAAGUUAUAGCCAUAUAUCCGUUUCAUUAUUGUGUGUUUUAAGGUUUUUGGCUGCCUCUGUAAGUCUGAUGUGCGCUUUGACAUUUUAACUUUAACAAUAUUUUCAUAUUCAUAUCUUUGUUCCAUAUUUUGUUAGCUGUGUACAACUUUACGUUUACCCCCCCACACACACACACGGUCCUUUUUCAACAGGCAAACAUCAAACCAGGUGUUGCAGUGAUGGAAGCCAGCAAGCGAACUGGCAAAUUUUAUUUCUAUUUUGUAGUCGAUCUUUGUUCCAACCCUCACCUGUGGACAUGAACUAUAGGUAUUACCUGGAAGAAUGAGGUUGUGGAUACCAUUGGGAAAAAUAAGUUGGCUGAGCUCACCAUUAGAGAUAGGGUGAGACACUCAGACACCCUGGGGAUGCUCAGAGUAGAGUAUUUCUUUAAAUCCAAAAGAGACAAUCAAGGUGGUUCAUCCAAUUACGAUGAACCCGCAUCUAUUGCUUGUUGACCAAACCCUCCCAUGGCCCCAGCCCCGCCUUUUUCAUAUUUUAUCCAUCUAUACUUCUCUUUUUUCUUUAUUUUCCUUAUAUGUAUUUAUGUGUGUAAACGUACAUUUGACUUUCUGUUUGUCUGUUCUGCCCGUGCCUCACACCGCGUAUCCUUCUUUAUAUCAGGGUCCUUGUCAUUUUAACUGUAGUGUAUAGAGGUGCGUGUGUGUUUGUGUGUGUUUGUAUGUGGGGAAUUUGUUUUGAUUUUUCAAACCGUGCAUUCUAACCAAAAUGGACACCACAAAGGUGGAGUGCAAGCCUAUAAAAAAAGGGAAAAGUGGACUUGCAUGCCUGUUACUAAUACUGAGCAUCUUCUUUUUUUUAUUCGUUUGUUUAACGUUGAAUAAAAUCUGUGCAGUUCAUGAGUAAUGUUCAAAGACUAAUGCUUGGAUGCUGUUUGUUUACAUCGAUAUCACUUGUGCAACCCUGUUUGUUUUUGUUUAUUUUUUACCUCUUCAGCAUGUAGCUUGCAUCGGUGUAGAGCAUAUUGAACAACCAUGUAUGUAUUAUAAUGUUGUGACAUCCAUGAGUGUCAUUCAUGAUAAUAAAGAGGCUCUAAUUUGCUCAUAA
Labrus bergylta (ballan wrasse) is the source of this 2754-nucleotide messenger RNA. Lineage: Eukaryota; Metazoa; Chordata; Actinopteri; Labriformes; Labridae. The record is from RefSeq and is a predicted model, not a curated record.